Molecule: messenger RNA, 917 nt
Organism: Brienomyrus brachyistius
Lineage: Eukaryota; Metazoa; Chordata; Actinopteri; Osteoglossiformes; Mormyridae
Product: germinal-center associated nuclear protein-like
Exons: 5
Coding region: 22-609 (195 amino acids)
Cellular component (GO): nucleus
Molecular function (GO): RNA binding
Source: RefSeq, a predicted model, not a curated record
GGUACCAAGCGGAAGGAGGAGAUGGUGGAGCAUUUAUCAGAGGAGCCCCAAGUUGGUGCUGACUCCGCCUCCAGGCACCCUCCCAAGAGGCCCCUGGUCCGGGGCCGGGGGCCUGUCAGCAGCAUCUUUCGCAGUGCCUUGACCAGCAUCCUGAAGACACCGGCCCUACAGACCCGGCGAGAGCCGAAGAGGAGUGAGGAGCCACAGCCAGACUGGGGGGAGGCGGAGCACCAGGGUUCGAUGGCACCGACCACCAGCCACUCACCCUCAACGCCGCCAAGGUCACAGGCCCCAACCCGGGAGGUCCUUGAGAGGGCGGAGGAGUUGGAUCCCGAAACUGAGGCAGCAUCAACAGUGAGACGUGCCCGCCGCCUGGACAGCACAGACAGCCUGGGGGGGAUGUCACCCUCCGAAGCCAUGGUGCUCCAAUGCAAGAACAUUCCAGCCAGUCUUAACAGCAAGGACAUCCUGGGGGAACAUUUCCGCCAGUUCGGACGUGUGCAGCGGAUCUUCUGCAGGCCCCAGAAGAACCUGGCCAUAGUGCACUUCCACGACCAUGCUUCUGCUGCCAAAGCCAAGAAGAAGGGCAAACUGCUGCGCAGGCAUUAGCUCACCAUCUUCUGGCAGAGGAAGAAGCAGAGUCCAGGAGAGAAGGGCCAAAGGCCUCCAGAUGACCCUGAUCCUCAGAGCCAGGCAGGAGGCUUUGAGUCAGCCCCUGUCUGCAAAGCCCUCUCCAAAUCCACCUCCGGCUGGUCCUCCAGCUCAUCCCUAUCCAGAGGGUCACCAGCCAAGAAACCCCUGGCGACAAAGGCCCUGCAGUUUGAGAGUGAGCCGCAGAUGGAGCCCAGCCCAGACGGCCUCGAAUCCGAACAUCUAGCCAGCAGCCUCCCCUCUCCCCUCUUCCACCUGAUUGGCCA